Prunus armeniaca (apricot) is the source of this 594-nucleotide messenger RNA. NCBI's taxonomy places the organism in Eukaryota, Viridiplantae, Streptophyta, Magnoliopsida, Rosales, Rosaceae. The record is from the annotation of a GenBank genome assembly.
AUGAGCGCGUCCAGGUUCAUAAAGUGCGUCACGGUUGGGGACGGGGCUGUGGGCAAGACUUGUCUGCUUAUCUCCUACACCAGCAACACCUUCCCCACCGAUUACGUGCCAACUGUUUUCGACAAUUUCAGUGCAAACGUGGUCGUCAAUGGAAGCACUGUUAACCUGGGGUUAUGGGAUACAGCUGGACAGGAGGACUAUAAUAGAUUAAGACCUUUGAGUUAUCGCGGUGCUGAUGUUUUCAUACUGGCGUUCUCUCUCAUCAGCAAGGCGAGCUAUGAAAACGUGUCCAAGAAGUGGAUCCCAGAAUUGAAGCAUUAUGCACCCGGUGUUCCGAUCAUUCUUGUUGGAACAAAGCUUGAUCUUCGGGACGAUAAGCAGUUCUUUAUUGACCAUCCGGGUGCUGUGCCAAUUACUACAGCUCAAGGAGAGGAGCUCAGGAAGCUAAUUGGAGCACCAGCAUAUAUCGAAUGCAGUUCAAAAACACAGCAGAAUGUGAAAGGGGUCUUCGAUGCAGCAAUAAGGGUUGUCCUUCAACCUCCGAAGCAGAAGAAAAAGAAAGGCAAAGGGCAGAAGGCAUGCUCCAUAUUGUGA